Molecule: messenger RNA, 3727 nt
Organism: Eubalaena glacialis (North Atlantic right whale)
Lineage: Eukaryota; Metazoa; Chordata; Mammalia; Artiodactyla; Balaenidae
Gene: FANCG
Product: FA complementation group G
Exons: 15
Coding region: 1573-3453 (626 amino acids)
Biological process (GO): interstrand cross-link repair
Cellular component (GO): Fanconi anaemia nuclear complex
Molecular function (GO): protein binding
Source: RefSeq, a predicted model, not a curated record
CUUAUGGAGACCUGGCCACAUCUGAGAACCGCUGGGAGGUGGUUGGAGUUGUCUGAAUUCACUUCUCCCAACUCUUCCCAAAUCACUACUGUUAUUCCACCUGCCAUUUUCCUUUGCCAUGGAACAUAUUUUAUUAAAUUCUUUUGCUUUGGCUGAUAACACAGAUGGCUGAAAAGACAGGCCCAGGCAUCAUGGAGCACACAGACUUUCACUGUCUAAAGCCCCAAUAGUGCUGUAUCUCCUCCUCCUCAACUGUGUCCUUUCACUUCAGAACACCCUUUGCCCUUCACGUUUGUGGAGGCUUCCCUGGUUUCCCAACCUGUGCUGCCUUUUAUCAGACCUACUCACCCAUCUAACACACCUUGUCCCAUUGAUUAUUCCUGACUUGAAGCCAAAAUUGUAUGAAUCUAAUGCUCCUCACACGUCUCCUGUGCCCUCCAUCCACCUCACUACUCCUGUGUCAUGUUGAAGUGCUGGCAUGAAAUCCUCAUGGAAACAUCCAUCAAAGAAGUGGGGAAGAGGUUCUGAGAAGGGUCAGGACUGGGGUUUGAGGUUUGAGGGUGCCCAGGACAGGAAGAGAUGAGACCACUGAAAGAUGACGUAUAUGAUUUGCAAAUAACUUCUCCCACUUUGUGACUUUUGAGUUUUAUUUCUUUUUUUAUUGAGGUAUAAUUGACAUCUUUGAAUUUUCUUUUUUUCCCAGUUUAUUGAGAUAUAAUUGACAUACAUCACUGGAUAUGUUUAAGGUGUCCAGCAUAACAGUUUGACUUACAUCUUUGAAUUUUCUUGAUGGUGUCUUUGUAGCACAAGAGUUUUUAAUUUUAAUGAAGUCCAAUUUAUCCAUUUUGAGUUGACUUUAUAGAUGGCAAGCGUCGCAGCUUGUUUCUUCUUUGCUUACGGAUCUCCAAUUCUACCUCCAUAUGUUGAAAGGACUGGGCAGGUAUAUUUGAGCAGGGCAGGCUGCACAGGCACAGGGCUGCGCUGCCAGCUAGUCGGACUGCAUGUGGUUGAGCAGACUGUGGUGAGCGUGUUGGUGCUCCAUGGUGAGCAGAGAUAGGAUGGGCCGAUUACCGAGGGCCUCGGUCUCAGGUCAGUUCUUUUUGAAGACACUUCUGGGGCUGGACCUUUCGUGGCGGCUCCCGGCGGUACUACAACUCCCAGCGUGCAUCGCGCGGGCCAGCCCUCCGCGGCGGGGUAAAUCCCCGGCCGACCUGGAUGUGUGGCGGCGAGGGAAAGGCUGAGCCGCGGGUUCCGGGUUUUUGAGGUCGACUUAAGGCUUUGGCCUCCGCGAGGGCUGAGCAGCGGAACGGCGAGCCGUAAGACCUACCCACUCAGACACGCCCCCGGCCUCUGGCCCGCCUCUGCCUUCCUCUCUGGUCUGGCCCCGACUCGUUUCUUCUUCCAGUUUCCCGCGGGGAGUAACCCUCGAAGACGACCAACCGCAGCCGAGCAUUUUGCCGGCCGGGCCAAUCAGAGGCGCGGGUGGAAGAGGCGGAGGUAGAAUCCCGGCCAGGCGGGCGGCGGGGUGUCCGUUUCUCCCGGAAAGGGUGUCUGGGCCCAACCUCGGCCGCCAUGGCUCACAGGACCCCUCCGGGCUCUUCAGCCUCUCACGCCAGCUGCCUGGACCUGUGGAGGGAAAAGAAUGACCAACUAGUUCAACAGGCCAAGGUUGCUCAGGACUCAGGUCUGUCUCCGAGGCGACAGCAGUUGGCUCAAGAUGCACUGGAAGGGCUCCGGGGACUCCUCCAUAGUCUGCAGGGGCUCCCUGCGGCUGUUUCUGUUCUCCCCUUGGAACUGACUGUCAUCUGCAAUUUCAUUACCCUGAGGGCAAGCCUGGCCCAGGGUUUCACUGAGGACCUGGCACAGGAUAUCCAGCAGGGCCUAGAGAGAGUGCUGGAGACCCAGGAGCAGCUGAAGGCCAGGCUGGAACAUGGGCUCAGGGGGCUGUGGGACUCCGUCCUCCAUGUUUCCUCCCUUCUGCCGGAGCUGCUCCCUGCCCUUCACCACCUUGCUGGCCUGCAGGCUGCCCUUUGGCUGAGCACUGACCGUCUUGGGGACCUGACCUUGCUGCUGCAGACCCUGAAUGUUAGCCAGAGCGGGGCCUCUGAGGAUCUGCUGCUGCUCCUGAAAACUUGGAGGCCCCCAGCUGAGGAGUCAGAUGCUCCGUUGACCCUGCAGGAUGCCCAGGACUUGAGGGGUGUCCUUCUGACAGCAUUUGCUUAUCGCCAAGGCCUCCAGGAGCUGAUCACAGGGAACCUACCCAGGGCACUGAGCAGCCUGCAUGAAGCGGCCUCAGGUCUGUGCCCACGGCCUGUGUUGGUCCAGGUGUACACAGCCCUGGGGACCUGUCUUCGUAAGAUGGGCAGUCCACAGAGAGCUCUGCUGUACUUGGUUGCAGCCCUGAAAGGGGAAUCAACCUGGGGUCCCCCGCUUCUGGAGGCCUCCAGGCUGUAUCGGCAACUGGAGAACACGGCAGCAGAGAUCGAGUGUCUGGAGCUGCUGGUUGAGGCCUUGAGUGUCGCUCAUAUUCCUGAAGCCCCACAGCUUCUCAUUGAGGUAGAAUUACUACUCCCACGACCUGACCCAGCCUCACCCCUUCACUGUGGCACACAGAGCCAGGCCAAGUACCUGCUAGCAAGCCGAUGCCUACAGACGGGAAGGGCAGAGAAUGCUGCAGAACAUUACCUGGACCUGCUGGCCCUGUUGCUGGAUGGCUCGGAGCCAAAGUUCUCCCCACCCCCAUGCCCCCCAGGGCCCUGUGUGCCUGAGGUGUUCUUGGAGGCAGCAGCAGCGCUGAUUCAGGCAGGCCGAGCCCAGGAUGCUUUGACUGUGUGUGAGGAGCUGCUCAGCCGCAUGUCAUCCCUGCUUCCCAAGAGGCCCCGGUUGUGGGAAGAUGCCAGAAGAGGAACCAAAGAGUUACCACACUGCUCACCCUGGGUCUCUGCCACCUAUCUGCUUCAGGGCCAAGCUUGGGUGCAACUGGGGGCCCAAAAGGAGGCAAUUAGUGAAUUUAGCCGGUGCCUUGAGCUGCUCUUCCAGGCCACACCCAAGGAUAAAGAACAAGGGCCUGCUUCCAGCUGUGAGCAGGGGUGUACAUCAGAUGUGGCACUACAACAGCUUCGUGCAGCCGCCCUGAUUAGUCGUGGACUGGAAUGGGUGGCCAGUGGCCAGGAUACCAAAGCCCUACAGGACUUCCUUCUCAGUGUGCAGGUGUGCCCAGGUAAUCAAGACGCUUCCUUUCACCUGCUUCAGACUCUGAGGAGGCUGGAUCGGAGGGAUGAGGCCACUGCUCUCUGGCGGAGGCUGGAGGCCCAAACUGAGUUGCCACAGGAGAAUGCUGCAUGGUCUCUCCCCCUGUACCUAGAAACCUGUUUGGGCUGGAUCCAUCCCCCUGACCGUGAAACCCUUCUUGAGGAAUUUCGGACGUCUCUGCUGGAGACUCGUGACCUGUAGCUGCCACGUUUCAAAGAACCUGAGCUGGGGCCUCCGUGGGCCAUCUGUGGGGAGGGCUUUCUGCUAUACCGUCCUUGGGGAACAUGGCUGGAGCUGACCAUUCCAAUAUAAGUCUGGCAUUGGAGAGGCUGGUGGUAGUUCUCCAAAGUUUGGUCUGGUUACUGCUGUUCUGGUUCCAGAAGAAGCCUCCCUUCCACCAACAAGGCAUUGACUUUGCUCAUAGCACGUUUUUUCCUGUUUCCCUUUUCAUGUGUUGAGUAAAAUUUCAUGUCUA